Schistocerca piceifrons (Central American locust) is the source of this 1495-nucleotide messenger RNA. RefSeq names its product ubiquitin-like protein 7. Gene Ontology annotation, molecular function: polyubiquitin modification-dependent protein binding. Gene Ontology annotation, cellular component: cytosol. The transcript is spliced from 8 exons. NCBI's taxonomy places the organism in Eukaryota, Metazoa, Arthropoda, Insecta, Orthoptera, Acrididae. The coding region runs from base 187 to 1245 and encodes 352 amino acids. The record is from RefSeq and is a predicted model, not a curated record. Gene Ontology annotation, biological process: ubiquitin-dependent protein catabolic process.
AUAAGAUCUUUGGACAUCGUCAUAAACACAAACAGACUACAGAACUUCAGAUUCAUACUUCAUAGGUUGGAAGAUGACAGAAAGUGUAGUAGUUUAAUGUUUGUGUAUGAGAGGUAUAGUUUGAAUGUCCAAAUUGAGGUGCUAUAACGAUAGUUCUCGUACUGAAUACUACAGCAGUUUCUAGAAAUGUCAAGAAUAGUGUUUGGUAUCAGACUUUCACCCAAUACAUAUCAGCGCGUUAAAAUUGAAGGGAUUGAUUUGGAGUGUACUGUGGACCACUUGAAACAAGAAGCUUCAAGAGUGACAAAUUUGCCGAAAAGCUUUCUAGAACUUGUUUACUGUGGGAAUAUCCUUGAAGAUGAAGCUACCCUUCGAGCUUCUGGACUUAAAUCUGAUAGUACGGUCCAUGUUUUGAAGAAGAGAGAAAAAGAAGCACCUGUUCCAUCAAGACCCCUGUCUGAAAUGGACAUUCAAGAGUUGGUGAUGGCGUUCAAGACAUUUCUUAAGCAUCCAAGCUACCGUAGUGCCCUACAUAGACUGAAUCGAGCAGAAGUAGUAGAGAAUAUCAUACAGGCCACACCUGGAUUGCUGGAUGAUCCUAUAGCAAUUUCCAUUCUACAAGAACCAGAGUUGCUUGUGCAUCUUGAGAAUGCUGACACAGUUAGGAGAAUUGCAGAAGCUCAUCCGGCACUUGCGGAAGCAGCUGGCCAUAUUGCAGCUGCUGUACAGGAGGAAGCGGCGACCAGUUCUCAUCCUACAGAUCUGCCUGGCUCGAGCUCUGGGUAUUCGUACUCUCUCGACGGGCUCAGCGAUGAUGACGAAAUGGAUUCUUCUCAGUCCUCUGAUUCUCAACCCCGAGGUAGCGACUUAUCGAGGCAACAAUCUUAUUCAGCAAUUACUUCAGCACAAUUAGCUGCUGCCCUAGCAUCAGCAACAGGAUUUAUGUCAAGUUCACCGCAACCUUCAGGUUCUGGCUCAACGAGUGGACUCAUUACACCAGAGCUGUUCAAUCAAGCCAUGCAACAAGCGAUAGCGAGUGCCGGUGGAGGAGAAGAUCAAUCAUCUGACACAGAGGGUCAGUCAAGCCCUUCACGUCGAAGGUUGUCAAGACAGCUGCAGCAGAUGCAGGAGAUGGGACUCUCAGAUGAAGCACUGAAUCGCCAAGCUCUGGUAGCCACAGGUGGUGAUGUGCAGGCAGCAAUAAAUUUAGUCUUCAGCUGGGGACUAUCUUCAUCUCCUCCCUGAAACUAAGACAGUUUGAUUUUGUACAUCAUUCCUGCUUGGUCUAAAUCUCUUGUCCUUUGUUUACAAUGUUGUUGUCUGCCACAUGAAAACAAAGCAAGUUUUAGCAUACUUAUGUAUUUUAUUGCACAUAGGUUCCGAUGAGUUUCAUUUUGUUGCUGAGAUAUUCAGUAAUUUGGUGGUCUAAUAAGGUAAACCUGAUAUCAAUUACUGUUGUAAGAACUAUUCUGAAUAAAACAUUUGUCCAAAUUUA